This is a messenger RNA of Pogoniulus pusillus (Red-fronted tinkerbird), 4506 nucleotides long. RefSeq names its product immunoglobulin superfamily containing leucine rich repeat 2 (gene ISLR2). NCBI's taxonomy places the organism in Eukaryota, Metazoa, Chordata, Aves, Piciformes, Lybiidae. Gene Ontology annotation, molecular function: protein binding. The transcript is spliced from 3 exons. The coding region runs from base 152 to 2257 and encodes 701 amino acids. The record is from RefSeq and is a predicted model, not a curated record.
GUGGUGUCCUCCCAGGGAUGGAGACGGUUUCGUCCCCACUCGGCGUUAAUUAUGCUGAAGGGGACGGAGCUGCCGGAGGAGGAUGCUGAGGAGCGGUAAAGACGAGGAGAAGCGCUGCGGGCUGCUUCACGCCACUUAGAAAGGGGCGGAGAUGGCCCCGCUGCUAGCCCUGGGGCUGGUGGCCCUGCUGGGCUUGGCCCGGGCGUGCCCGGAGCCCUGCGCUUGUGUGGACAAGUACGCGCAUCAGUUCGCCGACUGCGCCUACAAGGACCUCCAAGUGGUACCCACGGGCUUGCCUUCUAACGUGACCACCCUCAGCCUUUCGGCCAACAAGAUCACCUCCCUGCAGCAGCGUUCUUUCGUGGAGGUGACCCAGGUGACCUCGCUCUGGUUGGCACACAAUGAGAUCCGCUCCAUCGAGCCCGGGACCUUCGCCAUCCUGGUGCAGCUGAAAAACCUCGACGUCAGCCACAACCAGAUCGUGGAUUUCCCCUGGCAGGACCUUUACAACCUCAGCGCUCUCCAGCUGCUCAAGAUGAACAAUAACCACAUGGCUUCGGUGCCUCAGGGAGCUUUCCACACCCUGAAGGACCUCCGGUCCUUACGCAUCAACAACAACAAGUUCACCGCCCUCGCCGAGGGCAUCUUCGACUCGCUCAGUUCCCUCUCCCACCUGCAGAUCUACAACAACCCCUUCGAGUGCUCCUGCAAGCUCCAGUGGCUGAAGAAGUGGAUGGACAGCACCCUCAUCUCCAUCCCCGAGAAGGACUCCAUCGCCUGCGCCCUGCCGGAGCAGCUCCGGGGAGUGCCGGUGGGGAAGAUCCCGGACGUUCAGUGCACCUCCCCUACCGUGCAGCUCACCUAUUACCCCAACCUGGACACCACGGAGCUCUUUGACGGCUUCACCCUGACCCUGCACUGUGCCGUGACGGGCACCCCGCCGCCCGAAGUCAGCUGGAAGAUCCGCACCUCCAGCCAAACCUUGCAGCUCGACGGCAACCCGAAGGAGACGGCUGGGAAGGACCUGCCCAGAGAAGAGCCUGAGCGCUUCUUGGUCUUCAAGAACGGCACAUUGGUGAUCCCCCACCUGAGCAAACGGGAAGAGGGCACCUACACCUGCCUGGCCACCAACGAAAUGGGCAGCAAUCAGACCUCGGUCAACGUGGCUGUGGCGGGCAGUCAGAAAUACCCGCUGCAACCCGGCAGGGACCCGCUGGGGGGCAAAGCACAACCAGGUGACAAGAAGCCCGGGGCCAAAGGAGCGAAAAACAGCGUGCUCAUGCCGGAUGAGAGGAGCAAACCCUUCGGGGGUCCCACCCGACAGAGCCAACCGUCCUCGGCAGCUGGGACGGAGGCCACAGGAGAGGGGCGAGUCCCUUUCCAGCUUCCACCCUUCGAGAAGAGAUGCGGCUCCGCGCAAAGCAGCAAGUACAUUUCCAACCACGCCUUCAACCAGAGCGGUGACUUCAAGCAGCACACGUUUGACCUGGGGGUGAUCGCCUUAGACGUGUCCGAGCGGGAUGCCCGGGUACAGCUCACGCCCACCUACCUGCAACCUGAGAAGGUCCACCUCAGGAUGCUCUACCUGUGCCAGGAGAGCAGCCAGGGCCAUGCCUUGGUGCAGUGGUCCAAGAUUGAGGAAGGGGUGAACUCGUACUGGUUCCAGGGCUUGAAUCCUGGCACCAACUACUCUGUGUGUCUCACCUACCUGGGGGAGGACUGCCAGGUCCAAGUGGUCUUCACCACCAAAAAAGAGAUCCCUUCGCUCAUCAUUAUCGUGGUGGUGAGCAUCUUCUUGCUGGUGCUGGCCACUUUACCCCUGAUGGGGGCAACGUGGUGUCACCUCCUCUCUAAGUACCAAGGCAAGACCUACAAGCUCAUCAUGAAGGCUCAGAACCCGGACCAGAUGGAGAAGCACAUGGCUGCCGACUUCGACCCUCGCAUCUCCUACCUGGAGUCCGAGAAGAACUACAACCUCAGUGAGGUGGGCGAAGCAGAGGUGGAGGAAGAAGACGACGACGACGAAGAGGAGGAGGAUGAAGGAGGCAGGAGGAGGAGGAGGAGAGAAACCGAAGGAGCUGGGGAGCUGGAGCGAGAGGAGAGCGUGGCGGCCAGCUCCAUGGUGGAGUCGCAAUCCAAAGCCAACGGCGAGGAGUUCGAGGUGCGCUCCGAGUACAGCGACAGGCUGCCGCUGGGCGCCGAGGCGGUCACCAUCUCCCAGGAGAUCAACGGCAACUAUCGGCAGCGUCCCCGCUGAGCAUCCCCCGCCUCCUCCCCUCCCCGCAACCCCCUCCCUUUCACCCCCGGUCCCCAUCUCCCCACCGAAGCCCCCUCCCCGGGGCACUGGUAGCUGCUUUUCUCUGCUCAAGAAGCCUUGAGCAGCCAACCUGGUCAAGCGGGCGGCGUCCCUGCCCAUGGCAGGAGGCUUGAAACGAGAUGAUCUCGAAGGUCCUUUCCAACCCAAACCGAAGCAUCCUCAGCGACGCCGACCUGUCCGUCCUCCUCUUCCUCCUCCUCCUCCUCCUCCCUCAGGCGGCAGGUCCCCGGGGAAGAGGUUUUGCCCCGGGGAUGCUGGAUGCGGGCGGGUUUUGCCCUGCUUUCGUUUUCGUUUUUGGGGUACCGGCGAUCCUCGUUCUCUCCGCUCGGCAGCAUCACCGCAACGACUCCCGCUCCCCUGCCCGCCUCUGCCCUCCGCUGGCCCUGUGGUUGCCUUCCCUUUAAAAGGACGAAAACGAAAAAGCGAGGGGAGGAAACACGGUAAAAGGGGGGGAAAAAAUCCCCCUAUCCCCAGACCUUUUUCUCUCUGGAAACGGUUCAGUCCCCGGUGAGUUCCCGCCGCUCCCCGGUGAGUUCCCGCCGCUCCCUGGGUCCCCCGGUGAGUCCAUUCCGUUCCCCGGUUCGGUCCCAUCGCUCCCCGAUUUGGUCCUAUCGAUCCGCACUGAGUUUCGGUGGGAGCCUUGUCACAGCCCGGUGCUGUCCCCGCCAGUCUUCGGCGUUAUCCUCCGUUAUCGGCUCCACGCCGCUCCCCGGCGGGUCACUUCCACGCUUCGGCGCCAUCCCCGCCGCUCUCCGGUGGGUUCCCUUCACUCCUCGGUUCAGUCUCUCUACUUCUCAGUUCCCACCGAGUCUCCUUCGUUCUCCGGUCCGACCCCACCGAGCCCCUCUUGUGAACCCAGCCUCAUCUGAUGUGGUCUCUCCAUCGCUCCUCGGCGUUAUCCUCUCCGCUUCCCCGUCCCCGCUGCAUCCCGGGUAGGUUCCCGCCGUGCUUCGGUCCAAGUCUCCGCCACUCCCCGGCGGAUGUCCGUAGCGCUCCGUUCAAUGCCUAUUUUCCGCGGUGUGUUCCAGGGCUUCUCGGUGGGUGCCAGGCUGAGAGCCACACUGCAACCCGGUGGGUACGGGGGCUCUCCGGUGCUAUUCCCGGCUCUUUCGCCUCUCGGUGGGUCCGGAGGUGCAAGCUCCGCCGCUGCCCGGUGGCUACCGAGACUCCCUAGUUCCAUCUCCACCUCCCUCGCCGCUCAGUGGUGCCGCGGUGCGAGCCCCGCUGCUGCUCGGUGGGUACCGAGGCUCGCCCGUACGAUUCUCCCCCCGCUGCCCAGUGGGCACCGGGACUCCGCAGCUUCAUCCUCCCCUCCUCCGCUGCCCAGCGAGUACCGGGACUCCGCAGUUCCAUCCUCCCCUCCUCCGCUGCCCAGUGGGCACCGGGAUUCCGCAGCUUCAUCCUCCCCUCCUCCGCUGCCCAGUGGGCACCGGGAUUCCGCAGCUUCAUCCUCCCCUCCUCCGCUGCCCAGUGGGCACCGAGACUCCGCAGCUUCAUCCUCCCCUCCUCCGCUGCCCAGUGGGCACCGGGACUCCUCAGUUCCAUCCUCCCCUCCUCCGCUGCCGGGUGGAUGCCUGCUGCCAUCCCUGCUGCUGCCCGGUGACCACUGCUGCUUCCCGGUACGACCCUUCCUCCGCUGCCGGUGGAUGCCGAGGUGCGAGCCCUGCUGCUGCCCGGUGGGCGCUGGGACUCUCCGGUACCACCAACCCCCUGCACCGCCGCUGCCCGGUGGGUACAGGGACUUCCCGAUAGGAUCCCCCUCCGUUGCCCGGUGAGUACCGGGGCUCCGCCGUGCGUUCCCCGGUGCCGGAACCGUUCAGUAACCGGCGGGGCUGGACAGCUCCGCCCCCCCCGCCCGCUCCCCGGGGUAGCAGGGGUCAGCCCCCAGUCCCAUCCCGACUCCCGUCCUCGUCCCGUUCCCCCCAUCCCUCCCUGGUCCGGCGGGGCCCCUCGAUGUGUGUUGGGUAGAGUAGCCUUGUAGCCAAGUGUCUGUGCCGUAGACGCGCCCGUGCUGCUGGUGGGGGGGUUUAUGGUAUUAGGGGGGGGUGGCAGUGGGAUUUGGAGCCGGGAGGUGAGAAAUCUCCGCCGCUUCCCUCUUCCUCCGGGAGCCCCGGGAGCGGCGAGAGCCGCGGGCGCCUUUCUGCGAGCUUCUGUCUGUGAAAGAGUCAAUAAAAGGGAUUGAAAGUGGA